Aspergillus neoniger CBS 115656 is the source of this 1744-nucleotide messenger RNA. RefSeq lists its product as uncharacterized. The record is from RefSeq and is a predicted model, not a curated record. Bases 308 to 1540 code for a protein of 410 amino acids. Lineage: Eukaryota; Fungi; Ascomycota; Eurotiomycetes; Eurotiales; Aspergillaceae. The transcript has 2 exons.
CACUUACUCUACGUACAGUUACUUGAAUGAUUUGAUUCAUUGUAUUGUGGAUCUAAAAACUGUUAUGAACAGGUAGGAUACUAUACGUUCACCUCUUGACAGUUCUUCUUGCCGAAUCCAUCACUUCAAUCCACACAUCUACAGCAUCUCAUCAAGUGAACGAUCUCUCGCUGCCACCACCUGUAUCGCAUCAUUCUUGCACGUCUUCCAACCAUAUCUCUUUGUCUUCUGGCUGUCUCAUUCACCCCAACCUUCUCGGCAUCUCAUAGCUUCUCCUCCCUGCUCAUGCAGUCUCCCCCCCAGCAAGAUGCUCCAUUCUCACCCCCCAGCUCCGAGAAACAACCGUGCAUAUGCAAGAGCGCCUAGAGCACCUAGAGCACCUAGAGUACAUAGAGGUCACUUUCAAUCAGCUCUGCAUGCACAGCCUCUUGUACAUUCUCAGCCUUUCUCCCGAGGUCAACAGCACCAUCAUUUGAACUCCCGUGGAACACAAUCACAUAUUUACGGAAGUCAGAGAGGUCGUCCUAGAGGACAAAUGUAUACAGCCAACUUUCAGCCAUCAUGGGGAGCACCAAACAGUAACGGAGCUCCCAGCCGUAGUCGUUCCAACUACAGAGGCCGCAGAUCCAGGAAGAAGUUUCCAGCCAAUACUAGAUCUCAGAACUCUAGACAUCUUACUACAAUGUCUACAGCUCCAUAUUUCAAUAUCAAACGUCUAUCUUCCGGUUCGACUGAAGGGAAAGCAGUAGCGCAGAUACCCUCGCCAUUCCAACGGCUCCCACCGGAAAUUCGAGACCAAAUCUAUGACCAUAUAUUUGAACCUCACCGUGUCGAGCUCAUACGAAGAAGCGAGAAAGAUCUGACUAAACACCCAAAGAGAGUGUACUACCGCCUAUAUCAUAACCAGCUUCGAUCGCGCGAUCCCAUCACGCAGCAAAUUCAGGACCCCUGUCGGAAAACUCAACUCCCUGUGCCCAUAGCACUGGUUUUUACAUGUCGCAGUAUCUACUGCGACACCCUUUGGUGGCUGUACUCAACUACCCAAUUUGUCUUCACUUCGACGAAGACUAUGAACCGCUUCUUCAACACCAUCCCCUCGGAAGUACAGCCUGCAAUUCGACAUGUCGAGAUCAACCAGGAAAUGCACAGUGAACCAAGUUUAACCGAGCAUCGUAUACACAAGGUCCGAAGUGACUGGGCUUUCACAAUGGCAUGUGAGAACUUGGUGAGGUGCUGCUCAGGACUGCAAGUCUUGUACAUUUACUUUCGCAUCCGUGACUGGCCCAUGAGCCUCGAGAUCGGCGAAACAUGGUCAUUGCCAAUGAUGGCCUUUGCGGAAUACAAAGGUAAAGGCGGCUUGGACGUCGUCACCAUCAAUCUCGAUAUGCCAAGGUUUGGUGUCCAGAAGUUGAAGAAUAUGGCCAAAACAUUGGAAAAACGAUUCAUGAAGCCCAAGGCGUUCCAGAUCAGGGAGGAUGAGCGAUUGGCUAGAGAGUUAAGUUGCUCUUUCAUGGAAUUGCGGGUAGAGGGAAAUUACUGAUAUUUCUCUUUCGUCAAUGUCCUCGUCAGUUUGAUAGUGAAUAUGAAGAUUAAUCUCAGGUGUUCGAAGAGUGGGGGAAGAUUGAUCGUUGAUAUUUGUUUCUUCUUUUUCUUUCCUUUCUUUUUUCCUUCUUUCUUUUCCGAGUUACUCAUUUAUGGUUUCAUGAGAUAACCGCAACAUGUUUCUAUGAUAGGUCUCUUUUCU